AGCAUCUCAGGCAGCCAACAUCCUCAUCGAAUAAUCCACCAUCCAUCACUCGCAGAAUACCAGUGGUUUAACCGUCCGAGAAGAACCGAGCAACAGCAAUGGGGAGGUCUCCUUGCUGCGAGAAGCUGGGGCUCAAGAGGGGGCCCCUUUUCCUAGUAGUGUGGACGGUGGAGGAAGACGCGAUCCUCGUCGCUCACAUCGAGCGGCACGGGCACAGCAACUGGCGGGCGCUGCCGAAGCAGGCCGGGCUGCUGCGCUGCGGCAAGAGCUGCCGCCUCCGGUGGAUUAACUACCUCCGCCCGGACGUCAAGCGCGGCAACUUCACCGGCGAGGAGGAGGACGCCAUCAUCCAGCUCCACGCCAUGCUCGGCAACAGAUGGUCGAUGAUCGCGGCGAGGCUGCCCGGGAGGACGGACAACGAGAUCAAGAAUGUCUGGCACACGCACCUCAAGAAGCGACUUGAGUCGUCCGUCCCGGCAAGUUCGGCGCGGCGAACAACAGCCGCGCCUAAGCGGAAACCAAAGAAACCUGUGUCUCCGACCGCGCUCGAGGGCCCAACCUCCGAGCUGGUUUCGUCACCGGAGCAGUCCCUCUCCACGUCGUCUUCCGCCACCACCGACGACUCGGUGGCAACGUCGCUGGAGAGCACGAGCAGCUUCAGCUCGGACUCUGAAGAGUUCCAGAUCGACGACAGCUUCUGGUCCGAGACACUGGCAACGGCGGUGGACAGCUCCAUGGAAGCCGGCGACCCCUUCGGUGCAGACAGUGCAUCGCCGUCGUCGAGCAACGACGAGAUGGACUUCUGGGUCAGACUGUUCAUGCAGGCUGGUGACUUGCAGAGCUUGUCUCAGAUUUAGGGAGAGCGAGGACUGACCCAGUUGGCAAUCCUCUCACUUUCCUGAGGCA
Lolium rigidum is the source of this 906-nucleotide messenger RNA. Its product is annotated as transcription factor MYB30-like. The record is from RefSeq and is a predicted model, not a curated record. NCBI's taxonomy places the organism in Eukaryota, Viridiplantae, Streptophyta, Magnoliopsida, Poales, Poaceae. Bases 99 to 857 code for a protein of 252 amino acids. The transcript has 4 exons.